GGAGGGAUAGAAAAGAUACGGUGAAGGAGGGAGGGGGGGGAUUUAUCUGCGAUCUGCCCGACGAGGAAGAGCCUCAUCUCCAUCCUCUUCAUCCACAGGCGGACGGACGAGUCGCCCCGCUGCACUUUCACUUCGGUAUCGGCUCAUCUCACCUAUUGUUUGUGGCGCGCGGGAUCACACGGACCGAUCCCGUCGUAUCACCUCCUCUUCAUCCAAACCUCCUGAGCUGACCUCCUCCAGAACGGUUCCCAUCAAGAUUUCUCUGCACGACUCUCCCCCCCGCUGCAUCCACCCCUGCUUCAGUGAUGCUGCAAGUUUGCAGCUGGAAAAAGUCAAACUAGUUUUGCUUUUUUGUCAUCCUUGAAUGCUCGCCACUUUAUUUAGUUAUUUAUUUUUUACAUCUGAUGCUCGUCUGGCUCCUGGAAUAUGAGUUGAACGGAGCUUCAACUCCAAACUGAGCGCCUUUUUUUUUUUUUUUUUUUUAACUUAAAAACAAAUUUUCUCAAGUCUUUAACAAGGAGAGCGACCACCUGAGUGAAGAAAGAUGAUGCUGAGCCCGGAUCAGGCGGAGGCCGACCUCUCCUGGACGCAGUCCGACCCGGAGACGCUGCUGAACGGUCUCAAGUCGGUGGGCUGCGCGUCGGACGAGCCGGCGGAGGCGGAGGAGCGGCCCAAGUGCAGGGCCGAGCAGCCGCUGAGCCGCGAGGAGAAGCGGCGGCGGCGGCGGGCCACGGCCAAGUACCGCUCGGCCCACGCCACCAGGGAGCGGAUCCGGGUGGAGGCGUUCAACGUGGCCUUCGCGGAGCUCCGGAAGCUGCUCCCCACCUUGCCCCCCGACAAGAAACUCUCCAAGAUAGAGAUCCUCAGACUGGCUAUUUGCUACAUCUCCUACCUGAACCACGUGUUGGACGUCUGAAGGGCCGGAGCGCGUGCCGGAAGCUGGACCGAGGGCGCCAUUUUGUAGAGGGGGGGGAAACGGUUGGCAGCAGUUAGCAUCGAGGGCGAAACUGGUGUUAAAGCGCAGUAUUUUUAAAUAUUUUGCAGCUGAGAUUUAUUACACUUUUAAGUUGGCCAAAUUAAAAAAUAUAUAUAUUAAAUUAUGUGAGGUUUUACAUUAAAUACGUAAACGAAAAGUCAACUUUUUGUUCAAGCGCU
Messenger RNA from Nematolebias whitei (Rio pearlfish), 1155 nucleotides. It is a transcript of the gene nhlh2, whose product is annotated as nescient helix loop helix 2. The transcript has 2 exons. Bases 545 to 916 code for a protein of 123 amino acids. NCBI's taxonomy places the organism in Eukaryota, Metazoa, Chordata, Actinopteri, Cyprinodontiformes, Rivulidae. The record is from RefSeq and is a predicted model, not a curated record. Gene Ontology annotation, molecular function: RNA polymerase II cis-regulatory region sequence-specific DNA binding; DNA-binding transcription factor activity, RNA polymerase II-specific; protein dimerization activity. Gene Ontology annotation, biological process: regulation of transcription by RNA polymerase II.